Molecule: messenger RNA, 663 nt
Organism: Neurospora hispaniola
Lineage: Eukaryota; Fungi; Ascomycota; Sordariomycetes; Sordariales; Sordariaceae
Exons: 3
Coding region: 1-663 (220 amino acids)
Source: RefSeq, a predicted model, not a curated record
AUGGCCCAGGGCGGAGACGUAAGCAUAACCAACCAACUGGAUAAUGUAAGAAAGAGUUUACUUCCCUCCUCUUUCGGCUACCGCUCCCGGCGGUCAGCUUGCAAACACAGGGUCACUGGUCUCGGCUCGGCUGUCAGGCUUCAGGAACACACUUUGAACCCCGGUCGGAUCAUGGUAUGGAGCCAUGCCCCCUUGGUCUUGGUGAAGCGGAUUGGAAAGUCCCGUUGCGUUCUUGCAGUGGCAUUCCCGGUCAGACUGGUUCAACCACGCUUUGCGCUUGGUGAGGAAACACGCGAGGUCAAUUCUAGCCUUGGCAAGCUUGGCUGUGACGAACAUGAUCAAAGUUCCAACAUUUUGUCUGAUAUGUCAAGCCUCUCCAAAACAGAAGAUUUCAAGCGCUUCGAGCAAGCUCAAACUUCAACAAGAUGUGAGGGGGACGUGAAGGAAACUCUUCCCAAAGCUUCAUUGUUCAAGGCUGUCGCCUACCGCGUGCUUGAGAGUUCUCAGUUACCAAAGAGAGUUCCAUCAGUUGCUGCGAUGGAAGUUGCUAGUCCAGACAAUGUUUGCGAUAAAGGAGGCCAUCGUCAAUGUGCACAGACAUUGCCAUGUGGGUUUAGGAACAAAGCCGCACGGAUAAGGGAGCCUCUUCAGAAACCUCGGUGA